Chara braunii is the source of this 1879-nucleotide messenger RNA. The record is from the annotation of a GenBank genome assembly. Lineage: Eukaryota; Viridiplantae; Streptophyta; Charophyceae; Charales; Characeae.
UCCGGACGUGAAUUUGAUGGCUGACGUGCAGAGGAGACUGCAUCUUCUGGUACUCGCUGUCAUCCUGUUCCUCAUUGUCGUCUUCCUCCACGUGUGUUUGUCGUGGCGGCCGUGGAAACAACAUCGCAAAAGGAGGGCGUCAACGAAACGGGCGGCAGGGGAACGUCCGAUGGCGGGCAUGCAGGCACACGCAGGUGUUGGUGCAGGUCAGGGCGGAAGACGACCUCCGACUCCGGAGCCUCCACGGCGGUACGACCCAUCUUUGUACAGGCAUCUAGACUCAUGGGAGACGCCACUGCCCCCGUCGGACGAGGAGCCCGAGAUGGAAGAACUUCCAACGUUGCCUCUUGCCAGCGGGUCGACGCAGCUGUUGUCGCAGACGGGGCAAGCAGGCGGGUCGGCCAGCAACGAAGGCGACGAGUUCACCUCACUGCUGCACCAAGGCUUGGGAGACGACGACGACGGAGGACUUGAUCUCAGGUUCGGGUUGUGUUCUGGCCGCGCUAGGGAGGUGAGCCGUACGUUCAUCAUCGACGCCGAUCCUUCGCCACGUGGCGUUCAACAUACUGCAAGUCAGCAUACGGAGCACUCCACACUUCGUGUCGGUGCGUCCGAUACUGGCGGUGUCGGGCCAUCGGCAGUAGCCCGGCAGCAUGGAUCGACUGUACCGUCCGCCGAUCGAUUGACAAGUACCUGUCCCUCACUCAACGGAGUCGCAGCUGGGUCCCUGCGCAUCGGCGGUGCACGUCCUUCGAUGCCCAACCGCACAAUGCCGACCCAACCCGACCUCAGGGACGAGGGCGCGUGCAUACCACCGGUGCGUCCAGGACCCACUGUGGAGAACAUCACACGAGGAGUGUCAAACAUGCGGACACACAGCGAUGGCGGCGACGACGACGGUGGUGGUGGUGACGAUGCCGACGAACGAUUAAGGGAGGACGUGGAAGCAGGGGACGACGACGACGACAUUCCUAUUCGGCCUUUGGGGAAGACGAGUGGGAGGGGGAGAGGACGCAGCAGAGGUGCUGUUCAUGGUCGAUCCAUUGGCCGUGGCGGCAGAGGUGGCGUCAGCGACGACGGCGAGAAGUUUGUGACGUACUGGUCUCCGGAAGAGCAAAUGCGACUGGUGAGAUGCAAGCGGGAGCAAGAGAUGCACCUCUCCGGGCUGGGUCACAAUUACGGGCGGAUGCAGACCAAGGAGUGGAAGUGGGAUGACAUUGCAAAGCGCAUGGCGAACGUGGGGAGGCCUAAAGACGCGGACGACUGCAUGAAGAAGUGGGACAAUAUCUUCCAAAACUACAAGAAGAUACAAAGGUUUCAAAAUGCGAGCGGCAGACCAUAUUUCUUCGGACUAUCGAAUAAAGAAAGGAAGGAGCACAACUUCAAGCUCCGGAUGGAGAGGGCGCUGUGCAACGAGAUCCACGCAGGGAUGGUGGGCAACCAUACAAUUUUUCCUCCGAACGUCGCCGACACCGGAAGUCCGGACGGGGUGCACCUGCCCAGGCGAGGAGCGGGUGGUGGGGAGUCUGUUGGUAGUGAGGCCGGUGGUGAAGGUUUCCCUGAAGAACGUUCUUCUGCGAGGGACUCCGACAUCAACGCAGGCAGUGGGGCUGGAGGCGGGAAGCGGAAGAAUGCGCGUCAACAGGCCUUGGAGUCGAUCGCUGAUGUCAUGGACCGCCAUGGCGAACUGAUGUCGUCGACGAUCGAAUCGUGUAGCAAGCGGCAAUGCAGCAUAUUCACGAGGCGAUGCGACAUACUCGAGCAGGAAGUUGCAGUCCAACUGCGAGGGGGGAGACGCGAUGGGGUGGGCAGGGGUGAAGGUGCUUUGUCUUAGUUUUGCUCCCUGGCGAGUGCAUUGACGCGCAUGGCCAGGGACGUC